Nematostella vectensis (starlet sea anemone) is the source of this 1348-nucleotide messenger RNA. Its product is annotated as doublesex- and mab-3-related transcription factor 1. The transcript has 4 exons. Gene Ontology annotation, biological process: regulation of transcription by RNA polymerase II; sex differentiation. NCBI's taxonomy places the organism in Eukaryota, Metazoa, Cnidaria, Anthozoa, Actiniaria, Edwardsiidae. Gene Ontology annotation, molecular function: RNA polymerase II cis-regulatory region sequence-specific DNA binding; DNA-binding transcription factor activity, RNA polymerase II-specific. Gene Ontology annotation, cellular component: nucleus. The record is from RefSeq and is a predicted model, not a curated record. Bases 133 to 972 code for a protein of 279 amino acids.
AGGAAAUGCAAAUCACCCAAGCAAGAGCCAAGAGCGAUGUUACUGGCUACUAGCCAUGUGCUCGUUAAAAAUCGCCCCCUCUAUACCUUGCAAUCCUUGUAGACCCUGUAGACGAGAAAUCUACAUUGUGAAAUGGACAAACUUGCAACAAAGUCAGAUGCCCCCAAACCACCAACUUGCACGCGGUGCAGAAACCAUUUCGUUUGGUUUGUCCCUCUCAAGGGGCACAGCAAGGUUUGUCCUUGGAAAACUUGCGAGUGUGAUAAAUGUAUUUUGAUUAAGCAACGAGGAGAAACGAACAGAAAGAGAUCGGGAAUGACUACAAGCAAAGUAAUAGCCGAAGAACAUACUAAAGCACAAACAGGUUUCAAAAAGAGGAAGACCAAACCAAAAAAAGAAAAGCUAUCAACUACAUCUACUCAAGACUCUCCUAUGCGAGUUAGACAGUGCCAGAUGCCUUCAAUGGCACAUAGUGCGACAGAAUCACACUGCCCCUGCCAGGGCUCGCCCUAUCCAAACAACAUGCAAACCACCUGCUCACCUAUCCACGGGCAAAGGUAUCCCUAUCCUUUGUCGAUGCAUCUUUCCUACCCAUACAUGCCAGCGGCAGCCAGUAUCUGCGCUAGUUCAGUACCAGAAAUAUACUACUGCGGUGAGAGGUGUCCGGUGGCAAACCUUUCAUAUCCUCCCCCAUACAAUACAAACAUGCUAUGCUCUGGUCCCUACAAUGGAAGUGCCUCACAAAUGAAGCGUGUUUGCAGUCCUGAGAUUGAAAUGCAGAUGUCCACUCAGAUGGAGAGUAACAAAGCGCUUAAAAGCUUGGAUCAUGGGGACUUCUGGUACCCAAAUCCCCCCAAUGCUUCAGUGCGUCCUUUGGCACCAAAAACACACACACAAGGGCCUGCAAUAUUUGGUCAGGAGAAAAUUGAAAUGAAGUGUGGAAGAUAUGCUUUCAUGAGUAAAAAGAAUUAAAUUUUAAUUAUACUUAACAAAUGUAUAAAUAGUCUUCAGUGACAAGGUCUCACAGACUUUUUCUGAGACACAAAGUAAUUUAAAAGCUGUGUUUUGCUUUUGCAGAUUCAUAUUGUAUUCCUAACAUGAAAUGUGACAAAGUUUUUUAAAAUAAAUUUGGAGCCUUUUGCUCUCUUCUAACAAUUAUGAACUCAAAGUUAUGGACUAUAAUUGCAGUGUUAUACAAGUGAGGUAACAUUGUAGCAAUUAUGUGUAUGUGAAAUUGUUAACUGGCCCUUAGAGCACUCAGAUGUAUAAAAAAUCUAAGAUCUUGUUAACAUCUGUUUGUGUAUUACUGAAAAAGCAUCAGUGGUAUUAAAAACAAAUUACGAAGAAA